AUGGAUAAACAGAAUCAUUCAGUCGUGACUGAGUUCAUCUUUAUGGGAAUCACCCAAGACCCUCAAUUGCAGAUUAUCUUCUUCGUGGUCUUCCUAGUGGUCUACAUGGUCAACGUAAUAGGGAAUGUAGGUAUGAUUAUUCUUAUCAUAACAGACACACAGCUGCACACACCCAUGUAUUUUUUCCUCUGUAAUCUGUCCUUUGUGGACUUGGGCUACUCCUCUGCCAUUGCCCCCAGGAUGCUAGCUGACUUCCUCACUAAGCACAAAGUGAUCUCCUUCGCCAGCUGUGCCACCCAGUUUGCUUUCUUUGUAGGUUUUGUGGAUGCUGAGUGCUAUGUCCUGGCUGCCAUGGCCUAUGACCGUUUUGUGGCCAUAUGUCGACCCCUCCACUAUACUACACUCAUGUCAAAGCAAGUCUGCUUGGCCCUUAUACUGGGCUCUUACUUUGCUGGUCUGGUGAGUUUGGUAGCCCACACGUCUCUUACCUUCAGCUUGAGCUACUGUGGGUCAAAUAUCAUCAACCACUUCUUCUGUGAAAUCCCCCCCCUCUUGGCCCUCUCUUGUUCCGACACCUACAUCAGUGAGAUCUUGCUCUUCAGUCUGUGUGGCUUCAUUGAAUUCAGCACCAUCCUCAUCAUCUUCAUCUCCUAUUUCUUCAUCCUCAUUGCCAUCAUCAGAAUGCGCUCAGCGGAAGGCCGCCUUAAAGCUUUCUCCACCUGUGGGUCACAUCUUACCGGGGUCACCCUCUUCUAUGGAACAGUCAUGUUUAUGUACCUGAGACCAACAUCCAGUUACUCCCUGGACCAAGACAAGUGGGCCUCUGUGUUCUACACAGUCAUCAUCCCUAUGUUGAACCCUUUGAUCUACAGUCUGCGAAACAAGGAUGUGAAAGCGGCUUUCAAAAAACUAAUUGGGAAAAAACCUCAAUAA
Echinops telfairi (small Madagascar hedgehog) is the source of this 933-nucleotide messenger RNA. Its product is annotated as olfactory receptor 1019. Gene Ontology annotation, biological process: sensory perception of smell; G protein-coupled receptor signaling pathway. Gene Ontology annotation, cellular component: membrane. The record is from RefSeq and is a predicted model, not a curated record. Lineage: Eukaryota; Metazoa; Chordata; Mammalia; Afrosoricida; Tenrecidae. Bases 1 to 933 code for a protein of 310 amino acids. The transcript has a single exon. Gene Ontology annotation, molecular function: G protein-coupled receptor activity; olfactory receptor activity; odorant binding.